AUGAUGACCAACCCCAGGUUAUUGCCUGUCUCAAGUAAAGGAAAGGCGAAAUGGGAGACAAUAACCGAAAGUAUCACGAUCACGGUCAUAGCUAGAUCGUCUUCAAAUGUCGAAAUACAUCUAAUACACCGAGGAAGAUUCAUCAUGAAGCAAUCUUUCCAACACCUGUCACGCACCGAUGCGUCGAUACGUAAGAUCAUUCACAGCGAUACAAGUAUGAUCUUCAGGUAUGAGCCGACACAAACCCCAGUGAUCUCAGGAAUGAAGAUGAAAGAAAGCUACCAAUUCAAAUUUGACAGCAAUGAAGAUUGUCAAUCGUUCAUUCAAAUGAUGACAGGUUUUUUCGAAAUAUCCGAAGCCAAACAGCAAAGCACCAUCAAGGGUAAUCACGUAGAACCAUCACAAGCUAUCCCUUUUUCACCUUCAAAGGUAUCUAAAAGCGGUAAUACACCAUUCACAUCCCCUACCAAAGCCUCACCCGCCAAUUCUUCUCCUGAAUCAAAACGUUCACCUGGUUCGCAAGAACGGACGAAAUCGCGCUCGAAAUCUAAAGAAGAAUCGAAGAGUGGAGACACACCAGCCAGCACCCAUAGCGCCUCUAUAAACGUAUCGCAGAAAGUAGAGAUAACAGCAGAGGAUACGCCUUCUCCGCCGGUUGACGAGGCAACCGAACGCUUAAAGAGGGCACUGUUGGGGGACUACAAACUCCCACCGACACCAUCGGACAGCCAGUCCGUCCAGCAAGAACAUCCAUCAACCUCACAAGCAAAAGGAAAGUCCACUCAAGCAGAUACACCGCUCUCGGUAUCUGUGGACGAAAAGAUCACAACAGAUCAAUCAGCCGGUUUUCCUCUGAAUCAGUCAGAGUCUCAGGUCACACCACGACCCAAGUCAAGACGCACUUGUGGACCGUCUUCAAGUUCACAAAAAGAUGGUAUUCAUGCAUCGGUCAACGAUUGUCCAGGUACUCCGACCAAGAGCCAACCAUUAACCGAUUUCUCCUCUCAGUCCGUCGAUCAUCCUACUCAUUAUUAUCAAGUAUCUUCGCCAAAUAAAGCCAAGGAUGUCUCAACGUCAGAAUUCAUGUCAGUCGACGGAGAAGAUCACCUCUCAAAUAUCCCAAAUAUCCCGAUAGACGAUUAUCCUGUUCUGAUGACUCACCAAGAGCUAGAGGCUGAGAGAAAACGGAAGGGGAAAAGGAAGAGGCAAGAAGUAGAGGAAGACCUAACGGCUGACGUUUUAGACGAAGAGCAGGAUCCGGUUAAGCAUUCACAAAACGGCGCUCAAACCAGAUCCUUCUUGAACGAUGCCAAAACAUCUCCUCAACUACCAUACGGAAGGGGUAUCUACGAUUUGGCUACUCACGAUCUGGAGAAUUUGGUGGACCAAGCUAUGAUGGAGUCGGGAUUUGAAAAGCUGGUUGAGACGAUAGGACAUUUGAUCCAGAAACGUUUAGAUGGCUACACCGCUCAUCAUCGUCCAACGCAUCUCCACACCCAUUUUCAAGAGACGCACUUAUCGAACGAUCUUCAAUGUUGGAUCGGCGACCGAACCUAUCAACCAUAUUCCUUUCCUUCUCAAUCAGCUUUUGACGGUCAAACCAACGACCGGGACUUCUUCGAGCCGGCUCCACAGAGCUGCAAUUCCAGUCUAAAUCCAUUCCACAAUUCCCAUUCUGAAUAUCGAUCUUAUCACUCGGGUAGUAACUCUUCUGACUCGCUUUAUUACUCUUUAUCUCAAGACCUCACUCAAAAAGAAUCUCAUCACACCUAUAAACCAAACAGUGUCGCUGCUAACAGCAACCACAUCUGGCAAUCCACUGUCACUCCGGGAUACUCACCAAGUCUUCAAGCUCAUUCACAGCAUAAUCACUCACAAAAUACUCAUAUCUAUCCGGAACAACGUCGAACUCAGGAUGGGAAUAUAAAUCAGCUUUUACAACAUAGCCAUAUCUAUUCUUCACCAGCUGUGCGGAAUUUCAAUCAUCCACAAUACACUCAGCCUGGGCGAUCGUAUCCUGAGUACGAUUAUGAUAAUGAUCAAUCUGAAGUAUACCCACCGUCACCCAGUAAACAAAGUCUUUCGUUCAUCCUCAAUAGCAACAACACUGAUUUGCAACAUUUCUUGGAUCAUACUGAAAGUGCCAGUCACUAUCACAGAGAGAACCAGACCAUGGAUGCCUCUACUAUUGAAACGACUUACGAAGACAAGAAGACGAAACUUGACGAAGAAGAUGAAGAGUUGGCUAACAUUAGUAGAGAGUUCGAUAAUGGUUCAUCGUCCGGUUCAAGCAAUGAUGUUGGCGAGGACGAGGAAGAGAAGGAGUACGAUUACGAUGCAAUGGUGGAUGAGGAUCUGGAGUUGGAAAAGGAGAUUGAGAAUGAAGUGUGA
Kwoniella mangroviensis CBS 8507 is the source of this 2391-nucleotide messenger RNA. RefSeq lists its product as uncharacterized. Lineage: Eukaryota; Fungi; Basidiomycota; Tremellomycetes; Tremellales; Cryptococcaceae. The coding region runs from base 1 to 2391 and encodes 796 amino acids. The record is from RefSeq and is a predicted model, not a curated record. The transcript is spliced from 6 exons.